Messenger RNA from Botrytis fragariae, 1887 nucleotides. RefSeq names its product putative abc transporter protein. Gene Ontology annotation, molecular function: ABC-type transporter activity; ATP hydrolysis activity; ATP binding. The transcript has 9 exons. Gene Ontology annotation, cellular component: membrane. The coding region runs from base 1 to 1887 and encodes 628 amino acids. The record is from RefSeq and is a predicted model, not a curated record. NCBI's taxonomy places the organism in Eukaryota, Fungi, Ascomycota, Leotiomycetes, Helotiales, Sclerotiniaceae.
AUGACAGACACGACCAGCAGCACACUUUCACAAGCUUCAGGAAAGGCUGAACAAGAUUACGAUAUGGAACAUCGUACUCAAUUCAUGACCGAUGUUGAACUCUCGGCUGUUGAUGAUACUCAUCUAAACAAUACUACCGUUCGGAAUUUUAUAUGGAAGGAUGUGACGGUUACUGUGAAGGACAAUAAAACGAAAAAAUCAAAAGCAAUUCUAGAUGGUGUUAGUGGUAUUGUUGAAGCUGGAGAGAUAUGUGCUUUGAUGGGACCAAGUGGCUGUGGAAAAACUACUCUCUUGAAUGUUUUGGCUCAUAGAAAUGCAGCUGCGAAAGCGGUUGUAACUGGAAAGACACUGGUAAAUGGAUCAAGUCCGUCUAAAAGUGUUUUUCGAAAUAUGAGUUCAUAUGUUGAGCAAGAGGAUGCUCUCAUAGGCUCUCUGACAGUGCAAGAAACAUUGAAUUUUGCCGCCCGUCUUGCUCAUAAAAAUUCAUUGACGAAAAGUGAGCGAAUGAGAAGGAUCAGAGGCUUGAUAAAUUCAUUCGGUCUUCGUAAUCAGGCACAUACCAUUAUUGGAACACCAAUUCAGAAAGGUAUUAGUGGUGGUCAAAAACGACGAGUAAGUGUUGCCAGUCAACUCAUCACUGGUCCCAAGAUUCUUUUCUUGGAUGAACCUACGUCUGGGUUGGAUUCUGCUGCAAGUUGGGAAGUGAUGUCUUUUGUUAAAGAGGUCGCAAAACAAAACAAUUUGAUUGUUAUAGCAAGUAUUCACCAACCUUCCACCUCUACUUUCCAAUUAUUCGAUAAGUUGCUAUUAUUAUCCGGAGGAAAGUCGCAUUACUUUGGUCCUGUCUCAAAAGUCAAUCAACAUUUCGAAUCCAUAGGAUAUCCAAUUCCACUUCACAUGAAUGCUUCGGAAUACCUUCUUGAUCUCAUGAAUACAGACUUUGCAGUCGAUCAAUCACAAUCACAAGCAAGACUACUACAGAUUUAUCAAUCUUGGCUGGUUUCGUCGAUCUUUCGACAAAUGCAUGAUAAAAUUCAACUUAUACUGCAACAUGUCAAGCCUUUACCCGUGGCCAAUUCCUCGCGUGGUGGAUUUUUCAAUAUAUUGAUGACAUUGGUACACAGGGCAUUCAUCAAGAGUUACCGAGAUGUGGUCGCAUAUGGUAUUCGUAUUGCGAUGUAUAUGGGGCUUGCUAUUAUGAUGGGUACGGUCUGGUUACGUCUUAAAACAGAUCAAAGUGAAAUUCAACCUUUCAUUAAUGCUAUCUUCUUUGGCUCAGCUUUCAUGUCUUUUAUGGCUGUUGCUUAUGUUCCAUCGUUUCUCGAAGAUCGUUCUACAUUUAUCAAAGAACGAGCAAAUGGUCUUUAUGGUCCUACAGCAUUCAUGCUCUCGAACUUUAUUAUUGGCUUACCUUAUCUAUUUUUGAUAUCAUUUCUUUUUUCGGUAACAACAUAUUUCCUCAACAAUUUCCGACCUACGGCUCCUGCCUUCUUCACAUGGAUAAUGUGGCUGUUUCUUGAUCUUCUCGCUGCCGAAUCACUUGUCGUUCUUAUAUCCUCUUUAUUCCCUUCAUUUGUGAUAUCUCUUGCUCUUACUGCUUUUGCAAAUGGACUGUGGAUGAGUGUCGGUGGUUUCUUGGUACCUCCACAAAUUCUCAACGUGUUUUGGAGAUAUGUAUUUCAUUACAUUGAUUAUCAGACGUACGUUUUCCAAGGAAUGAUGGUCAAUGAGUUUUCAGAAAGAGACUAUACUUGCGGAUCUUCCUGCCAAUGCAUGUAUAUCACCGAUCUCGCACCUCAAUGUAAAAUUAGUGGUAAAGGAGUUUUAGAUCAAUAUGGAUACAAGACUGGCAAGACUGGCCUGGGUGCUAUGUAUUUUAGACGAUAA